Penicillium mononematosum is the source of this 1833-nucleotide messenger RNA. RefSeq names its product 60S ribosomal eL15 domain-containing protein. Lineage: Eukaryota; Fungi; Ascomycota; Eurotiomycetes; Eurotiales; Aspergillaceae. The transcript has 9 exons. Gene Ontology annotation, biological process: cytoplasmic translation. Gene Ontology annotation, cellular component: ribosome; cytosolic large ribosomal subunit. Gene Ontology annotation, molecular function: RNA binding; structural constituent of ribosome. The coding region runs from base 1 to 1833 and encodes 610 amino acids. The record is from RefSeq and is a predicted model, not a curated record.
AUGUCAGCCGAUACCAUGUCUUCCCGAAGUGACUCGGUGGAUAAAGUGGCUACACUUUGGGCAGGUUCAGGGCAAGCUUCGAAUUCCACCUCGUCAGUCGCAGAGAAUGUUGCCUAUCGGUUUGUUCUCGAUCGUAAGGUUCAAACGAUAUCGAGCAACGGCAUGCCCGACGAUGGAUUUACUUCGGAUACUCCCCUCGUUGGCCUUGCUCCAUGGGUAACCGCCGAAUGUUCGCUAUCGUUCCUUUCUGCCGCCCAAAAGGUCGGCACGCAUGCUAUGGUCUUUUUCCAGCCCUCAGACAACGAGACCGGCAUACCACCCGACUCGAACGACUCACGCUGGGCAACUAAUGAUGGGGAUAAAUGGAGAAUGGACAACAAUUACCCAGUGUAUGCCAUUUCAGGCCCAGCCGGAGCCACAUUGAUGAAUGAUCUCUCGUGGUAUUCAAAUAAGACGCCCGACACCAAGAGAGACAAAUCGACGGAAGAUUUCGCGCUACAGACCGAGACUAACCGGCUGUUUGCCAGAAUUGAAACUGGCAAAGAAACUGAAGGGGCGUCGCCGAGCAUCUGGAGUUUCGUACUUGCAAUUGCAGGAACAGUUCUUAUACUCAGUAUCAUCCUGAUGAUUAUCUAUCGACUCGUCCUGCGCAAGAGACGGGCUCAGCUCCAGAGGCGUGUUAAUGCAGGCCAAGUCGAUAUCGAGGCCUUGGCAUUAAACCAAAUGACGGUUCCUCAAGAGGUGGUUAACAAAAUGCCACUUUAUACAUACUUGGAGAUCAGCCCUCCAGCAGAACCAACACUUCCACAAGAUAAUACAUUGGCGAAUCCAAUCGAUCAUGAUUCUGGCGACAAGACCAACUCGGUACCACCCAGCGAAAACCACCAUGCUCAAGACGAGGCUGGCAUCCAGAAACCCGAAGCAGCAAUAAUCAAACCCGGACAGAAUGAGUCUUGCAGAAGCAAGUAUCGCCUGAGCCAUACCCAAACAACUUGUGCUAUCUGCCUCGACGAUUUUGUUGUUGGGUCAUCUACGGUCCGCGAACUGCCUUGUGGACACAUAUUUGAUCCAGAGUGGCAUCAAGUUCGCUCAUCCCGUGAUUGGCCGCGGUGGGUCAACUCGCUAAUCGCUAGCGUCCCACACACAACCUCUGCCUCCCGACGUUUUCCUCCUCGAACUUUUUGCGACAACGACAACCGACGACCUCGUACAGCCGACAAGAUGGGUGCCCUCAAGUACGUGGAAGAAAUCCAGAAGAAGAAGCAGUCCGAUGUGAUUCGCUUCCUGCUGCGCGUCCGAUGCUGGGAGCUCCGCCAGCUGAACGCCAUCCACCGUGCCUCGCGCCCCUCGCGCCCCGACAAGGCCCGUCGUCUCGGUUACAAGGCCAAGCAGGGUUACGUUAUCUACCGUGCCCGUGUCCGCCGCGGUGGCCGCAAGCGCCCUGCCCCCAAGGGUGCCACUUACGGCAAGCCCACCAACCACGGUAUCAACCAGCUCAAGUACCAGCGUGCUCUCAAGUCCACCGCUGAGGAGCGUGUUGGCCGUCGCGCUGCUAACUUGCGCGUCCUGAACUCCUACUGGAUCAACCAGGACUCCACCUACAAGUACUACGAGGUCAUCCUUGUCGACCCCCAGCACAAGGCCAUCCGUCGUGAUGCCCGCAUCAACUGGAUCUGCAACCCCGUUCACAAGCACCGCGAGUCUCGUGGCCUUACCGCCACUGGCAAGAAGUCCCGUGGUAUGAACAAGGGUCACCGCUACAACAACACCAAGGCUGGUCGCCGCCACACCUGGAAGCGCCAGAACACCCAGAGCUACUGGCGUUACCGUUAA